Messenger RNA from Morone saxatilis (striped sea-bass), 3915 nucleotides. Its product is annotated as sodium- and chloride-dependent creatine transporter 1. The transcript has 14 exons. Lineage: Eukaryota; Metazoa; Chordata; Actinopteri; Moronidae. The record is from RefSeq and is a predicted model, not a curated record. Gene Ontology annotation, biological process: sodium ion transmembrane transport. Bases 311 to 2449 code for a protein of 712 amino acids. Gene Ontology annotation, cellular component: membrane.
UUUUUUGGGGCUGGGGGAAAAUUUUAAGAAGCUGAAAUAACAAACUCAGAAAAUCGACAAAGACAACUGGAGCACUGCACAGUGUGUGGCUACAUCUCUCUGCCUCUGACCCGCCGGGUGCCUUGGUAGCUAGGCACAUUUAUAAAACUUCAGCAGCCUCUGGCUAAACCAACAGCCAGCUUUGCUGUUUUUUAAAAACAAAUUGUGUCCCAACAACAUGUCACCUGAGUUGGAAGAGAACAACCACGUGCAAGCCUGACCCAAGAGACAGUCUCCAGUGCUGACGUAUGACGUGAAGGGAAGUUGUGCUAUGAGUGGUUUUUCCUCUCUGAUAAAAAUUGUGGAUGUUUUAUUAGUAUUAUCCAGACAUACUGAUUCCUGCUUAUCUUUUCCCAUUCAUUCUCCAUGUCUCCUAUCUGUGCUUCAUUCAUCUGAUCCUUUUACAUCUCUUUCCUGUCCAGGUGAAAUCAGUCUCCCCCAGUUAGAGGCAGGGACCCUGUCCGAGGAGGAAGGCGGGUCUGCUCGCCCCCUCGUGCCGGUGCCUGGAGCGGGCCCAGGGUGCGGUGAUGGCGGAGGUGCUGGCCCACUGCAGACCCAGGACGGGGCUGCAGCUGGGACUGGAAAUGGGGCUGUGGCAGUACCACCGGUGGAGAGAGAAACUUGGACCAGACAGAUGGACUUCAUCAUGUCCUGCGUGGGUUUUGCUGUCGGCUUGGGCAACGUGUGGCGGUUCCCUUACCUCUGCUACAAGAACGGAGGAGGGGUUUUCCUGAUCCCCUACUUGCUGAUUGUGUUCAUCGGGGGAAUCCCAGUUUUCUUCCUGGAAAUUGCACUGGGACAGUUCAUGAAGAAGGGAGGGGUCUCUGCCUGGAACAUCGCACCUCUCUUCAAAGGUUUGGGCUUGGCCUCAAUGGUGAUAGUGUUCUUCUGUAACACCUACUACAUCAUGAUUCUGGUGUGGGGCCUCUACUUUCUCUUCCACUCCUUCACUAACCCGCUGCCCUGGGCCACCUGUGGAAACCCUUGGAACACCCCCAACUGUACGCAGGACUUCCGCCGCGCCUGCCACAACCGCAGUGCUGCCACCCUCCUCUCCUCCACGUCCCCGUUGAACCUGUCUUCAGCCCAGCUUCUACUCAACAGCAGCUGCACAGAGACUGAGGGCAUGCGCUCCCCGGUCAUCGAGUUCUGGGAACGUAAAGUGCUCCGUCUGUCUGGUGGGCUGCACGAGCCUGGUGACAUCAGCUAUGAGAUGGUGCUGUGUCUCAUAGCCACCUGGAUCAUUGUUUACUUCUGCAUGUGGAAAGGAGUUAAAUCUACUGGCAAGGUCGUGUACUUCACAGCUCUGUUCCCCUACCUGGUACUGGUCGUUCUUUUGGCCCAUGGAGUCACUCUACCUGGAGCUUUAGAUGGGAUUGUUUACUACCUGAAACCAGACUGGUCCAAACUUGGAGAAGCCCAGGUGUGGAUUGAUGCCGGCACUCAGAUUUUCUUCUCCUAUGCCAUCGGACUGGGUGCCCUUACUGCGCUGGGCAGCUACAACCGCUUCCAUAACAACUGUUACCAGGAUGCAUUCUUGCUGGCUAUCAUUAACAGCGGAACCAGUUUCUUUGCAGGCUUCGUGGUGUUCUCUGUACUGGGCUUCAUGGCUGCAGAGCAAGGCGUGGACAUCAGUAAGGUAGCUGAGAGUGGUCCAGGCCUGGCCUUUAUAGCCUACCCUAAGGCUGUGACUCUGAUGCCUCUGGCGCCGCUCUGGGCUGCACUUUUCUUCUUUAUGCUGCUCAUACUGGGCCUGGACAGCCAGUUUGUUGGGGUAGAGGGUUUGAUAACAGGAAUCAUGGACAUGCUGCCCCCUAAAUCUGCCCUGGGCUCCCUGCGACGAGAGGUGGUAGCAGCCAUCUGCUGCUUCAUCUGCUUCCUCAUCGACAUGUCCAUGGUCACUGAGGGAGGGAUGUACGUCUUCCAGCUUUUUGACUACUACUCUGCCAGUGGAAUCACUCUGUUGUGGCAGGCCUUUUGGGAGUGCGUGGUGAUUGCUUGGGUCUAUGGCGCAGACCGUUUCAUGGACGACGUGGCUCGUAUGAUUGGCUAUCAGCCUCUACCCUACAUGAAGUGGUGCUGGUCUUACAUCACACCUUUUGUUUGUGUGGCAGUGUUCAUGUUCCACGUGGUGAACUACAAGCCCCUGACCUACAACACAGUGUACACUUAUCCCUUGUGGGGUGAAGCACUUGGCUGGGCAUUGGCCCUGUCCUCCAUGCUCUGUAUCCCUGUUACCGUUCUCUACAAACUACUGCGCUGCAAAGGAUCUUUGCGGGAGCGGUGGCAGCACCUAACCACCCCAGUCUGGGGCAGACAUCACCUGGAGUACCUGGCCCCAGAGAGCGAGGCCAAGCUGCUGCCCCCUGCAGGAACCAAGAGUACACUGCUCUUUGAAAGUGUCAUCUGACGAGCUGAGCCCCUACAGAACACAGAGCCAAGGUCACCCUUGACAUCAGCACACACAUAAACAAACUACAGACAAUACAUGCACACCACACAAGCAUGGUAAGAGCAAAGUGCAGAUUGGCUACACCCCCCAGUUAAAGCUAUGGAAAAGCCCCGGACAAAUGGACCAAAGAUUAGAUGGAAGAAGAACUGAAACACACCCAUACAGUCAUCACAUGCUGAUAACACCCUCUGCUCUGCUUUCUGACUCUACCUCGCUGACUCUCCCCUCUCGCUUUCUCUGCUCCUCGCCUUUGUGCUGUCCCGUCCAGUCUCGUUCUGUGAGUGUAGUGCGUCCAGUACAGUUGUGAUAUCUUCCCUUUCUGUUCCUCUGUCUGUCAGGGUUUCAACUAGGGAUAGACUAAUUAUCGGCCUGGCCAAUAAUCGGAUCCGGCAUUCAGGAAUUUCCCGGUUAUCGGUAUCGUUAUUUUUUAAAAUCAGAUUGCAGAUAUGUUUGAAAUGCCGUACUUUGGCUCUGAUGCAGCCACCUCUCUUUGUCUGAAGUCAUCAAUCCAUCCCCCACAGCACUUUAUGAUUGGUUUCAUGUCAUGUAAUAGUAGAGUAAUACUUUUUUAAGCUAAUGUUGAAAAGUUCUCUUUUGCAGAAUUUUAUUAAACAUAUGCAUAAGGUAAUGCCACAGUGUAAAAGUCUUUUAUUGAAAAUAUUACUAAAGUAAACAAGUAUUAGCAUCAAAAUAUAUCUAAAUAACCAAAAGUAAAAGUGCGGAAGGGCCCAUUUAAGAAUAAUAUGUUUCAGAUAUACAUCGUAUAUGUAUAAUGAUCUGAAUCUAAAGUAACUAAAGUUAUCAAGUAAAUGUAGUGGGGUAAAAAGUACAAUAUGUGCCUCUAAAAUGUAGUGGAGUGGAAAUAUAAACUAGUAUAAAAUGGAAAUACUCAAGUACAGUACAAGUACCUCAAAAUUGUACUUAAAUACAUUACUUGAAGAAAACUUCUGACGUAGUUACAUUCAACCAUUUCAAAUUUCCACAAUACGAUUCUCAUUUUUACUGUAAAUUCAUAUCGGUUCCAAAUAUCUGUUACCUGUUUCCUUAAUAACAGCUCAUCAGUAUCUCUUAUCGGUCCUUAAAAAACAUAUCGGUCGAUCCCUAGUUUCAACAGCCUCAUCUGUCCUGACAUGUCAUGCCAUUUUGUGCUAAAUGAGCAGAAUUGUAAAAGAUCCUGAUGAAACUUUCUAAAUGAAAAACCUCAUAUCUGCUGCUGAUAUGCCAUGGUCUGAGCGUGUAUGUGUGUGUAGAUGCACCUCUGUAUCUGUAUCUGUGUGUGUGUGUGUGUGUGUGUGAGAAGCAGCGUGUAUUUGACCGUGGCAAUGGUGUCUUCAUUUACAUGUGACAUUGCCUUUGGCCAUUGUUUUCUGUAUUCUCUUAAUUAACUGUACAAAAAUACCUUCCAUUUGUAAAAAAAAAAAAAA